UGGCAGCGACUUGUCGACCGCGCAACAUCCAAGUCUCCAGUUUUCUGACUUGCUCUGCCUACUACAAUGGAACUAGAUCCGCUGGACCCAACCUAUGUCAACGAAAGGCUGUCUCAGCCUCCAUUCAUCACUGUUCCAGGAGUAGUAAACGUCCGCGACCUCGGCUUGUACCCUAGCGAGACGUUCCCCGACUCUGUGAUUCGGCCUGGCUUCGUCUUUCGCUCCGGCGAAAUCUCGUCAAUCACGGAAGAUGGCAAAGCGACGUUGAGGGAACUGGGUGUAACGACCGUUUACGAUCUACGUUCGGACACCGAGAUACAGAGAUAUGAGACGCCGUCUCCUGACAUUGACGGUGUCGAUAUCGUACGCCUCCCUGUCUUCAAGACGGAGGACUACAGCCCGGAGAUGAUGGCCAAACGGUUUGAACUAUAUGCAAGUGGCAAGACAGAAGCUUUCAUGGAACUGUACUCGCAAAUAUUAGACAACGGCGGCCCCGCAUUCGGAACUAUACUACGUCAUGUUCGGGAUCGACCAAAUGAAGCCAUCAUAUUCCAUUGCACAGCCGGCAAAGAUCGGACUGGCGUUGCGGCUGCACUUCUGUUGAAAAUAGCAGGCGUCAGUGACGAUUCUAUUGCUGAAGACUACGCUUUGACGCGUGUUGGGCGAGAGCCUGCCCGUCAAAUGGUCAUGGCGCGCCUCGCGCAAAUGCCAAUGUUCGCCUCGAACACCGAAGCGGCACUCAAUAUGUUUACCUGUCGACACGAAACAAUGCUAGCGUUCCUCUCGCUGUUACGAGACCGUUACGGGGGUGUUGAGGAAUACAUCAGUACCUUCGCCGGGCUCUCUCCACAUGACAUUCAGCAAAUCCGCACAAAUCUCCUCAUCUCUAAUGAGAACAGCCAUAUAGACGUAUCCUCAUGACAUCUGCUCUCCAAUCGCUCCCGCAAAUACCAUAUAAUCCCCGAAUCAUGAUAAUUUAAUGCAUCAUAAUCUGUCCUGACUGAGAAACGUAAAUGUAGAUUGAUGAUUCUGACGAGAAGUGGGGUAUAUGAAUGAUG
Messenger RNA from Fomitopsis serialis, 1058 nucleotides. Its product is annotated as protein-tyrosine phosphatase-like protein. The coding region runs from base 67 to 921 and encodes 284 amino acids. Gene Ontology annotation, molecular function: phosphoprotein phosphatase activity. Lineage: Eukaryota; Fungi; Basidiomycota; Agaricomycetes; Polyporales; Fomitopsidaceae. The record is from RefSeq and is a predicted model, not a curated record. Gene Ontology annotation, biological process: dephosphorylation. The transcript has 7 exons.